CAUCUCUCUCUCUCUCUCUCUCUCUCUCUCACAUUCAUUCAUGUUCCCCUACGGCAUCAUGAGCAUGGAUGAGAGAGUGAGCUCCAAAGAUAGGGAGCAAAAGAAAAAGUUUAUCCUGUGGGCAUUUGCUAUGUCCAUAGUGGUUAUCCCAUCGACUGCGCUAUCCCUGACAACCAUAAACCAAGCAGCAGCUAAACCCAAAGCUCUAGCUUCCUCUCACCAGUCCUUCAGCACAGUCUAUAGGACCACCGCCGCCGGCGCCACCACCACCAAGACCUCCAGCGCCAUCGCCUCCGCCUGCGAGGCCACCCUCUACCCAAAUGCAUGCGAGUCCGCCCUCGCCUCCAUCGCCGGAGCACCGACAAAGUCGGCAAAAGAUCUCUUCGACGUCUCCGUCCAGUUUGCCAUGGGCCGCGUCCACUCGGUCCGCUCCAUGGCCUACAACCUAACCCUCAAGCACCGGCAGCUCGGCUCCGGCCGCCCCUCCGGCAUGGACGACUGCCUCGAGCUCCUCGACAUCACCUUGGAUCAACUCAACGACGUCGCCAACCCGAAGAAGAGCUCCAGUCCUCACGAUAUCAAGACCUGGCUCAGCGCCGCCCUCACCAACCAAGCGACGUGCAAGGAUAGCCUCCAGACCCUCGAGGCCUCCGACGGGAAGGACGCCAUGAACCACCAAGUAGAGAGCUUGACGCAGUUCAUCAGCAACUCGCUCGCACUCCACAAGAAGCUCAAUGGUGGCAAGAAUGCCGGCGGCCGGAAGCUACUAUCCGACGGAUCUCCGGCAUGGCUGUCCCCCGGAGACCGCAAGCUUCUGGAAGCUUCCCCGGAGGACAUCCGGGCCGAUGCGGUGGUGGCCAAGGAUGGUAGCGGGACCCACAAGACGAUCAACGAGGCCAUCGCCUUCGUGUCGCUGGCCUCCGGCGGUGGCAGAAGUGUGAUUUACGUGAAAGCCGGGACCUAUAAUGAGUACAUCAAGAUUCCAACCAAGCAGAAGAACGUUAUGCUGAUGGGAGACGGAAAGGGCAAAUCGGUCAUUGUGGGCAGCAGGAACGUCGAGAAAGGGUAUUCGACUUACGGGUCCGCGACCGUCGCUGCGAUGGGUGCGGGCUUCAUCGCCAAGCGCCUGACCAUCAUCAACAACUCCGGCCCAUCUAAGAACCAGGGUGUGGCCUUGAGAGUUGGUGCUGAUAGGUCUGUGAUCUACCAGUGCUCCAUCCAGGGAUACCAGGACACCCUAUACACUCACUCCAACCGCCAGUUCUAUCUGCAGGAUGACAUCUAUGGCACCGUCGACUUCAUCUUCGGCAACUCGGCGGUGGUCUUCCAGAAUUGUUAUAUCCAACCCCGGAAGCCCGCCGGGGGACAGAAGAACUCGAUCACGGCGCAGGGCCGGCUUGACCCGAACCAAAACACCGGCAUAUCGAUCCAAAAAUGCAGGAUCAUCGGAGCGUCGGACUUGGACGGCACCCCGACAUACCUUGGUAGGCCAUGGCAAAAGUACUCCAGGACGGUGGUGAUGGAGACCUACAUGGAUGACUCAAUCGACCCGGCAGGGUGGGAGCCAUGGUCAGGUAGCUUUGCACUGUCCACACUCUAUUAUGGCGAAUAUGCUAAUACGGGCCCAGGGGCCUCCACAUCGGGCCGGGUCGGUUGGCCCGGUGUCCACUCGUCGCUCUCCGCCGCAGAAGCAACCCAAUUUACUGUUGCAGAAUUCAUCUCCGGUGACUCAUGGUUGCCGGGCACCGGUGUCAGCUACACCGCCGGACUGUGAGAUACCGUCGGUCGGCAUGAUUACAUGCAUCAAUUAUCAGUAUUCUGGCCCAAUGUGAGAAGUGUAAGAUAUAGUGUGGGCAAUUAGACGAAGGCUUGUUGUUUUUUUUUAUCUAUGUACUGCUAUCUGCAAGUGUAGAUUGAGUCAUCAUGCUGUAGAAAUAAAUGUUGACUUGUUUGCUUCUAAUUGUUAUCCUUUUAAA
Molecule: messenger RNA, 1976 nt
Organism: Elaeis guineensis (African oil palm)
Lineage: Eukaryota; Viridiplantae; Streptophyta; Magnoliopsida; Arecales; Arecaceae
Product: probable pectinesterase/pectinesterase inhibitor 16
Biological process (GO): cell wall modification
Molecular function (GO): enzyme inhibitor activity; pectinesterase activity
Source: RefSeq, a predicted model, not a curated record